This is a messenger RNA of Aspergillus pseudoviridinutans, 411 nucleotides long. RefSeq names its product GFA family protein. The transcript is spliced from 3 exons. Gene Ontology annotation, molecular function: carbon-sulfur lyase activity. The record is from RefSeq and is a predicted model, not a curated record. Lineage: Eukaryota; Fungi; Ascomycota; Eurotiomycetes; Eurotiales; Aspergillaceae. Bases 1 to 411 code for a protein of 136 amino acids.
AUGCCUCUUACUGGUCACUGCCUCUGCAACGCAGUUACUUACACUGCUGAUGUGGAUCAGCCCGCUCUGGUGGGAUAUGACCACUGCGAUGACUGCCAGCGCCAGACUGGCUCGACUUACUCGCUCGUUGCGGUCGUCCCCAAAGACAAGCUGAAGAUCAAUGGCCCCGUCAAGAGCUUUGCGAAGAAUGGCAGCUCUGGAAAGGCCGUUCAUCGUAUAUUCUGCUCGGAAUGUGGUUCGCCAAUUGCCCACGCCCCGGACGCUGCCCCAGGGAUCAUCGCCAUCAAGGGUGGAACCUUGGACACCGACAUCAAGAGGAAUUUGAAGCCGGAUACGGAAAUCUGGACCGUCGGCAAGCUUCCUUUCUGCCAGGAGCACCUGGCUAAGCCUUUUGAGCACAUGCCCCAAUAG